AAACUGCAUAGUUGCUUCUCUCCCUCCGUGCACGUCUGUGCAUGGCUAUGGUUAUUCCACAACAGUCUCAGUGGGAGAGUAAAUCCUGACUAUAGGUAGUUUGGCCGAUGAGUGGUGGAGCGGAUGGCGUACAGUGGAACGCGCCCUUGUCGUCCUCUACCUCCAACAACCAACAUCCCCCAAAUUCGGGCCAGGCUCCCCAACUGAGAUUUCAGAACUUGCAAAAUAAGGAGUGGAUCAGAACGAUCGAUGCGUUCGAGAUACUCGACGUGUUGGGCGAAGGGACCUUUGGGAGGGUUUUGAAGGGGAGAGACCGCGCCACGAAUGAACUGGUCGCGCUCAAAAAGAUCAAAGACGAGGUCGGUGUCGAUGGCUUUCCCGUCAGCGCGCUCCGAGAGAUCAACAUUUUGAAGAAGCUGCGCGACAUAAAGAAGACGGACAAUGUCGUGCUCCUCAAGGAAAUCAUCACCUCUAGAGAUUCGUCGAAUCAACAGGACAAGGGACACAUUUUCCUCAUUUUCGAGUACAUGGACCACGAUCUAGCGGGCCUGAUGGAAAUGCAUUACGACCUCGUUUUCAAGCCGGAGGUGAUCAAGUGUUACUUUCAGCAGCUGCUCAAGGGCAUAUACGACCUGCAUGUAAAUCGCAUACUGCAUCGAGACAUCAAAACGAGCAAUUUGCUCGUCAACAACAAGGGCAUAUUGAAAAUCGCCGACUUCGGUCUGGCGAGGCCCCUGUGUUCUACGAUGACCGCCUACACCGCCAACGUCAUUACGCUCUGGUACCGCCCGCCGGAGCUGCUGAUGUGCGACGAGAACUCGAAAAGGGCCAAUUACACGACUCACGUAGACAUUUGGAGCGCGGGCUGCGUUUUCGCGGAAAUGCUGUUCAGACGGUCCCUCUUUAAGGGCCAGGACCGACUCGAGCUUCUGGAAAGGAUAUUUUCGAUCCUCGGCACCCCCACGCCCGAAACUGCCCCCGAGCUGCUCUCUAGGGAGGAUUGGCGCGACUUCAAGCCAGAAAAAAUUUACGUACCACAACUGCAAAGAAUGUGUACAGAACGAAAUUUCCCCCCGUACACCUACGAGCUCCUGAGCGGCUUGCUGGCCUACGACCCCUCCAAGAGACUGCGCGCCGCAGAGGCGCUGGACUCCGACUACUUCUGGAAGGAGCCACUGCCCUGCAAGCCGAUAGACAUCCCGCCCUCUACCUCUGCUCACGAAUACGACGUCAAAAAGAGAAAAGAGAUGAAGCAAAGCCGACAUCCCCCCUCGUCGCAGCAGCCUGCGCAGACGCGCCUCUAUCGCCAGCCCAUGAUCUAUCCGCCAUACACCUGUCACCAGUAUCCCCCGCCGCCCAUGCAGCAGUUCCAACAGCCCUAUUCUUCUUCUUAUGCGCCCUAUCACCAGCAGUACAAGUCCUCGGCCACCGGGCAGGCGCCUCGACGCACCUACCAGGCCCGCCCCGGCACCGCGCGUCAGGGCUAUCGCCAACCCUACGUCCAGCGAGCCCCGUGGGAAGGGUCGAAGAGGUCCUACCCGCCUCCCGAGCAACAGGGCCACCAGUCGCUGACCCCAUCGCAGUCGAAAGAGAGUCAAGAGGCAAAUUUUUCUCGUCGCCACCCACCCUCCUAUCGAAGCGUACUGGACCCGUCCGCACCGCAGUCGGAUCACUCUGGCAGCAGAGAAGGCGCCCCCGUCCCCGGCGGCGACUCCAUCCGACUCAAACGGAUACAGAACAGCAACUGCGCAGUCUAGCGGCCCCCCUCCGUCUAAACGACCCAAGUCGGACGACCCCGCCGCCCCCCGAGCGAAAACCCCUCCCACGACGCAACCGCCGAAGUGAACGGACGAGCGCGAAACGCCCCAAACGGUAGACCCCCCAGCGACUCGCCCAAUUUUGACUCCGUCACGCACGCGCGUGUGUGUAUACAUAUGUAAUUGUCGAUAGCACGUGUGCGACACACAGCCAUGUAAAAGAGACGCAUCUCUCUCGCGCAGGCUCCCUCCUCGACGCCGCCCCUCGAGAGAUGGCCGCGCAGUGCCCCCCCGGCGCUCGAGCGGUUGCCGGGGAGCCAGCGAGAGAUACGCUUUUUUUUUUUUUCGCACACACACACCCGCGCGGCAGUCACUUUUCUUAUGCCUUUCUGAAGACCGUCUCAGAGAGGCACCGUUCGAC
This is a messenger RNA of Schistocerca gregaria, 2178 nucleotides long. RefSeq lists its product as uncharacterized. The transcript is spliced from 3 exons. Gene Ontology annotation, molecular function: cyclin-dependent protein serine/threonine kinase activity; ATP binding. Gene Ontology annotation, biological process: protein phosphorylation. Gene Ontology annotation, cellular component: nucleus. The record is from RefSeq and is a predicted model, not a curated record. NCBI's taxonomy places the organism in Eukaryota, Metazoa, Arthropoda, Insecta, Orthoptera, Acrididae. Bases 108 to 1757 code for a protein of 549 amino acids.